AUGAUUAAAGUUAUAUAUAUAUAUAUAUNAUCAGAACAACUCCAAGGUAAAUCUCAAAUACCCUUCUCAAAUACCCUCUUCUCAUUCUCUCCGUUCUCCUCUUCCGCUUCCGGCUUCUUUCUAGUGAGAUAUUACAUUCUCAACAAUUGUAUAAUUUGUGACGGAGAUGACAGCCGAUGGCUGCUGAAAAAGGAGAAAAACACAGUCAUGUAUAAGCCGGAUAUAGGCUCACGUCAGGUCUAUGGUGCAUUUCUUCUUGGCAGCGGAAGAUUCUAUGUAGAAUCGAGAUGUCACAGCAGUUUUUCAUCACAAAUCCUGAUGUAGCACUAGCAGAGAAAGUGGGCUCUUUUUCUUGGAUAUGAUUACGAAAAAAUAAAAGGAAGCAGUACCAUCAAGCCAUCCUUGAACACUACUUAUGUGAUGCAACAAUACUUAUGUGAUGCAACAAUUUCAAUUGCCAAUUGUUUCUACUGUUGCAUUCUCGUGUUCCGUUUGAGUAUAUUAUAGUUAUUGAAAUGCUUCUCCGAUUCACUAUAGGUAUUGAAGGUCACUUCAUUGCAUGCAAAAGCUAUGCCAUUUGCUAUGCAGUAAAGAGACUGCUUCAACAUUUAUCCGCAUAAAAAUUGUUUUAAAACAUUAUCACCCAUAUUCCAUCAAAAUGGGAACUCCUACAAAUUUUAGUCAAUGUAUUUCUACUUUUUUAUUUAUUAAAUCCAAUAUAAUGUCACGUGGGACAUA
This is a messenger RNA of Nicotiana tabacum (common tobacco), 738 nucleotides long. RefSeq lists its product as uncharacterized. NCBI's taxonomy places the organism in Eukaryota, Viridiplantae, Streptophyta, Magnoliopsida, Solanales, Solanaceae. The record is from RefSeq and is a predicted model, not a curated record.